This is a messenger RNA of Vollenhovia emeryi, 799 nucleotides long. RefSeq lists its product as uncharacterized. The transcript is spliced from 3 exons. Bases 12 to 536 code for a protein of 174 amino acids. NCBI's taxonomy places the organism in Eukaryota, Metazoa, Arthropoda, Insecta, Hymenoptera, Formicidae. The record is from RefSeq and is a predicted model, not a curated record.
AUCAUCCAAAUAUGAUCAUUGGCCAAGCUACGUUGGGCUUGGAGAUCAUGAGUCAAAAUUCUUGCGCCGACACAGUUUUGUUGCCGACGACAAUCAAUGGUUGCGGAUUGUCAUUAGGUAUCGCAAUAGCCAUCAAAGGAUGUAAUCGAGCGGUGAAAAUUAUUGAGAUCCAUAGUGAAAACACCGAUACUUUAUUUCAUCGCUUGACAAGACACACGACUACGACUAUGGAGUUGGACAUUCCCGAGAGAGAAUAUCAAACGUGUAAGACGAAUUUCCGACAGUCCGUGUUUGACGAGAUUAUACACGUAGAAGAAUCGUUGGUUGAGCAGACGCAUGAAUACCUACAUAGGGCUGAAGGUUAUAGGGACUAUUAUGCAGCGAUUGCUUUAGCGCCGAUUUUAGCCGAGAUGAUGAAUGACCUAAAGGGAAGAAGGGUGGUAGUACCAAUUUACGGCAGGAUGGACUCGACUAAGGAUUUGGAGGAACGAGGAUUAACAGCUCGUGCUGGCCCCUUAAAAACAAUCUGGAUGUAGUUAUCGUUACAUUUUUGGACAGAUCACUGACGAAGUUGAAUAAUGAAGAGAAUCGUACAUGUCUAUUGUAAGCAAAAUCAGAAGUGCAGAACAAGUCGGGGCGGAAUUCGAUUAGAGUCGCGGAAAGAAACAGUUGCAAUGACGAUGGCUUCCAAUCAGGAACUUAAUACCGAAACAAUUUUAUUACAAAUUUUAUACAGUAUCGGAUAUAUUUGUAUUAAAAAAAUAAAAAAAACUAAAACAAAUAAUGGGCACACGCAUAA